Messenger RNA from Otolemur garnettii (small-eared galago), 1344 nucleotides. It is a transcript of the gene BEND4, whose product is annotated as BEN domain containing 4. Gene Ontology annotation, molecular function: DNA binding. The record is from RefSeq and is a predicted model, not a curated record. The coding region runs from base 1 to 1344 and encodes 447 amino acids. The transcript is spliced from 6 exons. Lineage: Eukaryota; Metazoa; Chordata; Mammalia; Primates; Galagidae.
AUGGAGGAGGAGAUGCAGCCGGCGGAGGAGGGGCCCAGCGUCCCCAAAAUCUACAAGCAGCGCAGCCCCUACAGCGUGCUCAAGACGUUCCCCAGCAAGAGACCGACGCUGGCCAAGCGCUACGAGAGACCCACCCUGGUGGAGCUGCCGCACGUGCGGGCGCCCCCGCCGCCCCCGCCCAGCAGCAGCAGCAGUAGCGACGGCGCCAGCCUGGAGCUCAGCGCAGAGAGUCGUAUGAUCUUGGAUGCCUUUGCCCAGCAGUGCAGUCGAGUUCUCAGCCUCUUGAAUUGCGGAGGAAAACUUCUGGACUCCAACCAUUCCCAGUCCAUGAUUUCUUGCGUAAAGCAGGAAGGCUCAAGUUACAAUGACAGGCAGGAACAGUGUCACCUUGGGAAAGGGGUCCACAGUCAGACCUUAGACGGUGUAGACGUAGAGACUCAGUACAUACAAAGGAAACAACAGACCUCGGCCUUUUUGAGGGUUUUCACUGACUCGCUACAAAAUUACCUGCUCUCGGGGAGCUUUCCCACUCCAAACACCUCCUCAGUCAGUGAGUAUGGCCACCUGGCCGACGUGGAUCCUCUGUCAACCUCCCCUGUGCAUACACUCGGUGGUUGGACCUCCCCAGCAACAUCUGAAUCCCACGGCCACCCGUCCUCAUCUACACUGCCGGAGGAGGAGGAGGAGGAGGAAGAGGAAGGCUACUGUCCUCGAUGCCAAGAGCUGGAGCAGGAGGUUAUUUCACUACAGCAAGAAAAUGAAGAGCUCAGGAGGAAACUGGAGAGCAUCCCAGUGCCCUGCCAGACGGUUUUAGAUUACUUGAAGACGGUUCUGCAGCACCACAACCAACUCCUGAUACCACAGCCAGCUGACCAGCCGACUGAGGGGAGCAAGCAGCUGUUGAACAACUAUCCUGUCUACAUAACGAGCAAACAGUGGGACGAGGCCGUAAACUCUUCAAAGAAGGAUGGAAGACGGCUCCUUCGAUACCUCAUCAGAUUUGUUUUCACGACCGAUGAGCUUAAGUACUCAUGCGGCCUUGGAAAAAGGAAAAGGUCAGUGCAGUCAGGAGAGACAGGUCCCGAAAGACGCCCUCUGGAUCCAGUUAAAGUAACAUGCCUCCGAGAAUUCAUUAGGAUGCAUUGUACCUCCAACCCUGACUGGUGGAUGCCCUCCGAGGAGCAGAUCAACAAAGUGUUCAGUGACGCCGUGGGCCACGCCCGGCAGGGACGGGCCGUGGGGACUUUCCUUCACAACGGUGGCUCAUUUUAUGAAGGGAUCGAUCACCCAGCUUCGCAGGAUGAAGUCUUCAAUAAAGGUUCCCAGGACGGAUCUGGGGAUUAG